Messenger RNA from Penicillium verrucosum, 1971 nucleotides. RefSeq names its product putative nucleoporin Nsp1. The transcript has 3 exons. Gene Ontology annotation, molecular function: phospholipid binding; structural constituent of nuclear pore. The record is from RefSeq and is a predicted model, not a curated record. Gene Ontology annotation, cellular component: nuclear pore; nuclear pore central transport channel. Bases 1 to 1971 code for a protein of 656 amino acids. NCBI's taxonomy places the organism in Eukaryota, Fungi, Ascomycota, Eurotiomycetes, Eurotiales, Aspergillaceae. Gene Ontology annotation, biological process: protein import into nucleus; RNA export from nucleus.
AUGGCGUUCUCUUUCGGCACCCCAGCCUCUACUGGCACCUCUAGCGGAAGUCUUUUUGGCACCGCAGGCAAUGCUUUCGGCGCCAAGAAGGAUAACAAUGCGUCUAGUGGUAGCCUCUUCGGUAAUGUUGGAGCUUCGGCCACCGGCAACAGCGCAGCGCCAUCGCUUUUCGGAGGAAAUACGGCAAGUGGCCAAAGCACACCAACCUUCGGCAAUGCAGGCGCUUCCAAUGCGACCAACGGCGGUACCUCGGCUUUCAGCUUCGGCGGCCAGGCUCCAUCUGGAACUGGCACGCAGCCCAACUCACUCUUCGGUGCCGCUGCCGGCAGCCAGACUCCCGACAAGUCUACAGAAUCGACUACACCUGCUAGCAACUCGUUGUUCGGUGGCGCGGGCGGAAAGAGUAUGUUUGGCAACGCGGCCCCAACAGCUACCCCUGCUCCCGCGGGAAGCAAUUUGUUCGGCAACAACUCCACCACCCCUGCUGGUCCCCCACCUGCAUCCAACCCACCCAGCAGCUUAUUCGGGGCUGCGAAACCCGAAGCCUCGACUACCCCGACCGCAGCCCCAUCAUCUACCACGCCUGCUACCUCACAGGCGCAGCCAUCUAACAAUAUGUUCGGAGGAGGAGGAACCAAGCCACUGUUCGGAGGAGGCGCAACCGCUGCUGCACCCAGCGGCGGCCUAUUCGGUGCAGGCAAGCCAGCCGAACCAACCGCUCCUACGACUGCUGCAGACACCACUCCCAAGUCACUCUUCGGCACAGCUGCACCCGCGGCUGGUGCGCCAAGCUCGCAGACACCCUCUCUGUUCAACAAUACGGCUGCUCCCGGCGGCGACUCCGCUCCGAAGUCUGCAUUCCCGGCCCUCGGCGCUCCUGCAUCCACCGCAAACACAACUCUCUCACUAGGAGCUCCCGCCACGUCGAGUGCUACCCCUCAAAAGUCUCUUUUCCCCUCCACCGGAAGUGCCACAUCUACAGCUGCUCCCUCCACUACUCCAGCAACGGCUCCUCUUGGAGGAAGCCUGUUUGGGACCUCAGCUCCCUCCACUACUUCAGGUGCUGCGGCCACUGCCGCGCCUGCUACUACUACACCUGCUGCACCUACGGGCGGUCUGUUCGGCCAAGCUGCUACUACUACGCCUUCCACUCAGCCAGCGACUUCUACCAGUUCAGCCCCCCUUGGUGGCCUUGGCGGUCAAACAACCGCUGCUCCUACUACAACCGCCGCCGCCGCCGCUCCAGCUGGACCCACCGCCCUUGGCCAGUCUACCACGGGGCCCGCUCCUCCAGCCCAGUCACGUCUGAAGAACAAAACCAUGGAUGAGAUCAUUACUCGAUGGGCCACGGAUCUCGGCAAAUAUCAAAAGGACUUCCGCGAGCAGGCGGAGAAGGUUUCUGAGUGGGACCGUCUGCUGGUGGACAAUGGUACUAAAGUACAGAAGCUGUACGGCAGCACUGUUGAUGCGGAUCGAGCUACCCAGGAGGUUGAGCGUCAAUUGUCGGCAGUUGAAGGUCAACAGGAUGAGCUCAGCUCAUGGUUGGAUCGAUACGAGCGUGAAGUCGACGAGAUGGUUACCAAGCAGGUGGGCCCUGGAGAGUCCCUUCAAGGACCUGACCAGGAGCGUGAGACAACUUACAAACUGGCUGAGAAGCUCUCGGAACGCUUGGACGAAAUGGGCAAGGAUCUUACCAGCAUGAUCGAAGAGGUCAACGGUGCUUCAUCCACAUUGACCAAGACCAACAAAGCGGAUGAGCCGAUCUCGCAGAUUGUCCGCAUUCUCAACGCGCACCUGUCCCAGCUGCAGGUCAUCGACCAAGGCACUUCGGACCUGCAGUCCAAGGUUGCCGCCGCCCAAAAAGCAGGCCAGUCGAUCUCUGCCCGUCUCGGAUACGGCUAUCCUAACAAUGGUAUGGGCAACAACAACACCGCUGAUGAUUUCUACCGCUCCUUCAUGCAAGGGCGGUAA